Molecule: messenger RNA, 1325 nt
Organism: Drosophila grimshawi
Lineage: Eukaryota; Metazoa; Arthropoda; Insecta; Diptera; Drosophilidae
Exons: 3
Coding region: 319-945 (208 amino acids)
Source: RefSeq, a predicted model, not a curated record
GCAAUUCAAUGUUAUUGGUUAUAUCUAGUUGCAUACUCGCAUGUAUCGCGUCAAGUAGGUUGGGGGCGUCGCGGAUAUUUUGUUGGGGGUGCUACGUGCAAGUCGAGACAGCGCAAGCGCCAGCGCUCCCAAACAAAAAAAAAAAAAAAAAAAAUGUGAAAAACGAGUGAGUUCCAGCAGAUAAUUUCCAGCAAGUUGAAUCAUAGUGAAUUUGUCAAACCAAAAAGUGGCCAAAAAAAGUGUAACUAGACCCACCAAAAAAAAUAAAUAAAUAAUAAGAAUAAAAUAAAGCUAAAAGAAGAGGUAAUCAGCAAGAAGAUGGAACAAAUCUGGCGAAAUGUUUGCGCUCAUUACGAUGUGCCCGAGGAUGUGAGCAGCACUUGGUUUACACGGAUCGAACAGCAUCUGAGCGAUGACAGUCCCACACGCGCCUAUCACAACUGGCAGGAGAUGAUGCAGCGCAAGCACUCGCAUCUGUCCGACUGUGCGCCCAGCAUUGCACUUGCUGCCUUCUUUCAGUAUUAUCAUUUCGAUGGCAAUCGUAGCUGUGUGGAACAGAAUUGUGAGGUAUUCGAUGAAUUUUGUCGCGAUGCCAACAUUGAGGAUGAGGAGGCUAAGUCGCUGGUGUGUAAUCUGCUGGGUCGCAAAUCGCCUGAUAAUGAGGUCACCUGGUCGCACGAUGACGAGGCCAAUUUGUUGCAGGAUGUGGAUCUAGUUGUGCUUGCCGCACCGCCGGAGGAGUAUAAACACUACACUCAGCUGCUGCGGCACGAAUAUGCGAAUCUGGACGAUGGGGUCUACAAAUCGAUGCGUAUUAGGGUGUUGGAAACACUGCUGCUCAUACCGUGCAUAUAUGCAACAGCUGAAUACCAUGACAAGUACGAGCAGCUGGCGCGGACCAACAUAAGCAACGAGAUUAAAGAGCUUAAGGAGCUUAAGGAGUAAAGUGAUGCAGUUGUCAGUUGUCACAGUAGUUAGUAAAAGGAUUCAUUCUGCUUUCUCUACUAAUCUGUUGCCUUUAAUAACUAUAUAUGGUUAUAAAUGUGUUGUUUAUUUUACUGAAAAUUGAAACUUGGUGGUUGAGACAUAUUUUAAGUUGUUUAGCUAAUGAAAUUUGUCUAAUCUAAGUGUAUUCAGGAACUUCAUUAGCUGCAUUAACAGUGAAGCGCCAAUUAACAAUAUUUAGCCUAUUGCUGUUUAAUCCUCGUCAAAUUGGAGCCAUAUGCAAAGUGGAGUCAAAUUGAAUGUAUUCACAAUGUAAUUCUGAUACAUCAUGAUAUAUGAUAUGAUAUAUGAUAUACGUAAGCUUUCUGGCCUGUCAAAAA